AUGACAGAUCAGAUUCCAGAAGCAUCUAGCAGUACUUAUGCUAAUGAGGUAGAGAGGACCAAGAAACUUGCAUCAGUGAUUUUUGAAGAAGAAGAUGUCGGGUUCGAGGAAGAUAUACUCAAAAAUCCAUUUUCACUUCGAAGCUGGUUAAGAUAUAUCGAACACAAGAAGAAAUGUAAAGCACCAUCAAAACAAAUCAAUCUAGUUUAUGAACGAGCUCUAAAGGAACUGCCGGGCAGCUAUAAACUAUGGUAUAAUUAUCUCCGAUUUCGUCGAAAACAGGUGGUAAAUAAGUGUCCUACAGAUCCAGCAUAUAAUCACGUCAACAAUGCUUAUGAACGAGCUUUGGUUUUCAUGCACAAGAUGCCUCGAAUAUGGAUGGAAUACUGUGAAUUUUUAACGUUACAACGUCUUGUAACGCAAACUAGGCGGGUUUUUGAUCGCUCCUUACGGGCACUGCCAGUUACUCAGCAUGAUCGAAUUUGGCCGCUUUAUAUCAAAUUUGUUACAAGCCAUGAAAUUCCGGAAACGACAAUUAGAUAUAUACUAGCAUGCUACAAUACUUAUUUAAUUGAACUUUAUUUUAGGUACUUGAAAUUGCUACCGAAGUGUCGCGAAGAUUUCGUUGAUUACUUACGCAAAAUUGAUCAAUUAGAUGAUGCUGCUCAGCAACUUGCUAUUCUUGUAAACGAUGAUAAGCCAUACUCCGAACAUGGCAAAACAACUCAUCAACUGUGGACUGGGCUCUGCGAAUUGAUUUCGAAAAAUCCAAGUAAAGUGCAUUCACUGAAUGCGGACUCAAUCAUUCGACAGGGCAUACAAAGAUAUAGCGAUCAGGUAGGACUUCUCUGGUGUUCACUAGCAGAAUAUUAUAUCAGAGCUGGACAGUUUGAACGGGCAAGAGAUAUAUAUGAAGAAUCACUUAUAUCGGUAAAAACUGUGCGAGAUUUCACGCAAAUAUUUGAUGCUUAUGCCAAAUUUGCUGAACGUGCAACAGCAGCAAAAAUGGAUGAAAUAGAUAACGAGGACACUGCAAGUGAUGAAGAGCAACAGUUGGAAUUGGAGCUUCUUUUUGCAAGAUUUGAGAAUUUAAUGGACCGUCGACCGCUGCUUUUGAAUAGCGUCCUGCUGCGUCAAAAUCCUCACAAUGCAUAUGAAUGGUUAAAUCGUGUCCAGUUAUAUGAAGGCGAUAAGAAAAAGCAAAUCGAGACAUAUGAACAAGGUGUGCGAACGGUGCAACCUAAACUACAAACUGGUAAAUUGUCAAAUAUUUGGAUAAGCUUCGCGAAAUUUUAUGAACAAGAGGGCAUGUUGAACGAAGCUAAAUUAAUAUUUGAAAGAGGGCUGAGACCUGAUUACACCAAAGUGGAUGAUCUUGCAUCGAUUUGGUGUGAAUAUGUUGAAUUUGAACUGCGCCACCGGAAUCCUGAGCAUGCUAGGAAGUUAAUGCAACGAGCAACUGCUAUGCCACCUCGAAGAGCUCAUUACUUUGAUGAAACGGAACCAGUACAGAAUCGGUUAUACAAAUCUUUAAAGAUUUGGUCUCUGUAUGCUGAUAUCGAAGAAGCAUUUGGUACUCUUGAAAGUUGCCAAGCUGUUUAUGAAAGGAUUAUUGAUUUACGUAUUGCUACUCCACAAAUAGUAGUCAAUUAUGCUAAAUUUUUAGAAGAAAACAAUUAUUUUGAGAACGCUUUUAAGGCUUAUGAGAAAGGUAUAGCAUUGUUCAAAUGGCCAAUUGUCAAUGAAAUUUGGAGUGUAUAUUUGGUUAAAUUUUUAAAACGAUAUGGUGGCAAGAAGCUGGAACGUGCGCGCGACCUCUUCGAGCAGUGCUUAGAAAAUUGUCCACCAAAAUUUGCAAUGAAGCUUUAUUUACUGUAUGCAAAACUGGAAGAAGAAUAUGGUUUGCCACGGCACGCAAUGAACAUUUAUAAUCGUGCGACUACUGCAGUUGAAAAACAUGAAAUGUACAGUAUGUUUAAUAUCUACAUUAAAAAGGCGACAAACAUGUACGGUUUAACAUAUACACGACCAAUAUUUGAACAUGCUAUUGAAGUUCUUCCGGAAAACCAGUCGAGGGAGAUGAGUAUUCGAUUCGCACAAAUGGAACGAACAUUAGGUGAAAUUGAUCGAGCACGAGCAAUAUAUGCUCACUGCUCUGAAAUAUGCGACCCUCGGGUCCAUGGUAUUUUCUGGGAAAUUUGGAAAGAAUUCGAAGUGAAACAUGGUAAUGAAGAUACAGUGAGGGAAAUGUUGCGUAUAAAAAGAUCUGUGCAGGCAACUUACAACACAAACGUUAAUAUCAUGAGCGCACAGAUGUUGUCCACAGUAGCGGGUGCAGCUACAGGCACAAUCAUACAUGAACCCAGCACGGCUGGUGAUAGCAUGGCGAUGCUUGAAGCUCGCGCUCAAAAGAUCGCAGAAGAAGAAACAGGUGUCGCAAAGUUGGCAGUGGGCGGAGCUGGUAUCAAAUUUGUACGAGGAGCUGUUAAUGUAGUCGAGUCAAAUGUUACAGAAAAUCCAGAGGAAAUUGAUAUCGGAGAUGAUGAUGGCGAUGAUGAGCCAAAAAAUGUGGAAGAUGUGGAAACGAGAGCUAUACCCGCAGGUGUUUUGGGUUCACUUGCAAAAGAAAAUGAUCAAUAA
Cercopithifilaria johnstoni is the source of this 2640-nucleotide messenger RNA. NCBI's taxonomy places the organism in Eukaryota, Metazoa, Nematoda, Chromadorea, Rhabditida, Onchocercidae. The record is from the annotation of a GenBank genome assembly.